Molecule: messenger RNA, 2827 nt
Organism: Selaginella moellendorffii
Lineage: Eukaryota; Viridiplantae; Streptophyta; Lycopodiopsida; Selaginellales; Selaginellaceae
Product: peptidyl serine alpha-galactosyltransferase
Exons: 8
Coding region: 258-2756 (832 amino acids)
Molecular function (GO): glycosyltransferase activity
Source: RefSeq, a predicted model, not a curated record
AAUGAGUAGACAGAAGAAGAAGAACAAGGUCGUGAUCGUGUGCCAUGCUCCCAGAUUUAUCGAAUAAAAGGUCACGAAUAAGCUACAUUCUAUACUUUUUUUUUCCUGUGCUAUCUUUAAUGAGGACGAAGAGUUCCGUUGCUAGCUUAGAGGGGAAAAAGUCUUCGCUUGCGCCAGGAGCUAGGGUUCUAUAGGUUCUCGGUGGCUCGAUCGAUCGAUCGGCCAGCGCAUCGCGAAAUUUCGCAUCGCAAUGCUAAAUGCGAGCUCCAGGAGGCAGUGAUUGGCAGUGGCGCCGAGAGAUUAUGGGAUGUUUGGCGGUGGCGUUCUUGUUGUGCUCGAUCCUGGCGCUUGCGGCGGCGGAUCCAGCUCCUGGCAGGAGGAUUCACACGCUCUUCUCGGUGGAAUGCAACAACUACUUCGAUUGGCAGACCGUCGGGCUCAUGCACAGCUUCCGGAUCAGCGGCCAUGUCGGGCCGAUCACGCGGCUUCUCAGCUGCACGGACGAGCAGCUCGGGAGCUAUGGCGGCAUGGAUUUGGCUCCUACGCACGUUGUUCCUUCGAUGAGCAAGCAUCCCGUCACUGGAGACUGGUAUCCUGCGAUUAACAAGCCGGCUGGAGUUGUCCAUUGGCUCAACCACAGUGAGGACGCCAAGAAAGUAGACUGGGUGGUGAUCUUGGACGCUGACAUGAUCAUUAGAAAGCCUUUGCUUCCAUGGGAUCUAGGCGCAGAGAAAGGAAAGCCAGUCUCUGCGUCUUACGGAUAUCUCAUUGGAUGCGAUAACAUCCUUGCACAAUUACACACCGCUCACCCAGAGUUUUGUGACAAGGUUGGUGGUUUGAUAGCUAUGCAUAUUGACGACCUUAGAGCUAUGGCACCUCUCUGGCUUUCCAAAACGGAGGAGGUGAGACAAGAUAAAGAACAUUGGGCCACCAACAUAACGGGGGACAUUUACAGCUCGGGAUGGAUCAGUGAGAUGUAUGGUUACUCGUUUGGAGCUGCCGAGGUAGGAUUGCGUCACAAGAUUAACGAUGAUGUGAUGCUGUAUCCCGGCUACACUCCCAGAGCUGGUGUGGAACCUUCUCUGCUUCACUACGGACUCGGUUUUAAAGUAGGAAACUGGUCCUUUGGCAAAGCAAGUCACAGGGAUGAUAAUAUUGUCUACGAUUGUAAUCGUCUUUUCCCUGCUCCCCCACAUCCGGACGUGGUGAGAGGAAUGAACGCAAACGAAGAUGAAGCUCGAGGUUUUCUCUUAAGCGUUGAAUGCAUCAACACAAUUAACGCGGGUCUUGUUCUUCAUCACGAAAAGCGGGCCUGCCCGAAGCCCAAGUCAGAUUAUGUGAGCUUCUUGAACUACCUCUUGAAACCUUCAGCACACAGUAAGAAGGCUUCGGAAACAGUGAAUGCCGAGCAGCAAGAACCUCGGCCAUAUCCGAAAAUCCAUACCUUGUUCUCUGCUGAAUGCUCGGCCUAUUUUGACUGGCAAACGGUUGGUCUCGUCCAUAGCUUCAAGCUCAGUGGUCAACCUGGAUAUAUCACACGGUUACUUAGCUGCAGUGAGAAGGACUUGAAAAGUUACAAAGGAAUGGAUCUCGCUCCGACGCAUCUGGUACCAUCGAUGAGUGUGCACCCUCUCACCGGAGACUGGUAUCCAGCCAUCAACAAGCCCGCUGCAGUGUUACAUUGGCUACAUCACGUUGUAACCGAUGUGGAUUUUCUCGUUAUUUUAGACGCGGACAUGAUCAUGCGAGGACCAAUAACGCCAUGGGAGUUCAAUGCAGAGCGAGGACACCCAGUUUCAGCUCCAUACAACUAUCUGAUCGGCUGUGACAAUGAGCUUGCCCAGCUUCACACUCGACACCCGGAAGCCUGUGACAAAGUUGGAGGAGUUAUUAUCAUGCACAUCGAGGACGUCCGAGCUUUAGCACCACUUUGGCUUUUCAAGACUGAGGAAGUUCGAGCUGACAAAGCACACUGGGCGACCAACAUCACAGGAGAUCAAUACGCACACGGCUGGAUCAGUGAAAUGUACGGAUACUCCUUCGGUGCUGCAGAGAUUGAGCUAAGGCACAGGAUUCGUGACGACAUCAUGCUGUAUCCCGGCUAUGUACCUCAAGAAGGAAGUGAGCCGAGGGUGUUGCAUUACGGUCUCGAGUUCUCAGUAGGUGACUGGAAGUUCGACAAGGCAGACUGGCGAAACGAGAACAUGACGAGCAAAUGCUGGAGGAAAUUCCCAGAGCCCCCAGAUCCGUCCACUCUCACGACUUCGGACAGAGGCGAGCGCCGCCGGGACGAAAUAAGCAUCGAAUGCAUCAGCACAAUCAACCAGGCACUCGACAUCCAUCACAGGAAGCACGGUUGUGUUGCUGCUGCUACGACUACCACUACUACCACUGCUGCGAACUCCAGCAUAGCAUUCGGAAGCCGCGGAGAAGCAAAGCAAGGCUCUGAGGAAGCAGUGGUGGUGGAAAAGUCGGUUGACAGGGAGGCACUCAACAGUUUCAUGGCAUCCAAUCGACGACGCAGUGUUUUGGAGAGAUUCAAGCGGCUGCCAGUGAUAAGUCUCAGCCCGAGGUACUGGAUGAUCGCGCUGUGGACGCUCCUGGUAAGCUGCUUCUUGCUGGUUAUCUCAGCGAUUUAUUCCAGGCAGCGCAAUCACCAUGAAAAUGGUGGGACGAAGAAGAUCUCAAGGAGGAGAAACAAGCUCCUGGCGGAGGAAGAAUCAAAUGGUUCUUCACAGUCGCUAGAUCAGCCAUAGCUUAACAAUUUUUGUUCUUGUUGAUGAAAUAAACCGUGAUCGCGUGAAAUGCGGCGAGCCCUUCGAUCUUU